Messenger RNA from Amaranthus tricolor (Joseph's coat), 2346 nucleotides. RefSeq names its product homogentisate 1,2-dioxygenase. Bases 442 to 1683 code for a protein of 413 amino acids. Lineage: Eukaryota; Viridiplantae; Streptophyta; Magnoliopsida; Caryophyllales; Amaranthaceae. Gene Ontology annotation, cellular component: cytoplasm. The transcript is spliced from 9 exons. Gene Ontology annotation, molecular function: homogentisate 1,2-dioxygenase activity. The record is from RefSeq and is a predicted model, not a curated record. Gene Ontology annotation, biological process: L-phenylalanine catabolic process.
CACGCUAAAAACUUGCUAGUAAUAAUUUCUAGCAUUACUAUAAUCAACAUGAAAACAAACAUACUCUAAAAAGACACAAACUGGAUAAUCAUGCCACGAUAACAUAGUAGUAGACUUUGUCUCAAUCUCAAAUGACGAAUCCUCCAUUACACUAAUUGUUGAUUCUCUCUUAGCACAACUAGCAAUCACCAUUAAUCACCAUUCAGAAAUCUUCUGUUAUUGUUUGUUUGUAAAUUGAUUGUUUGUUUUAGGUUUAGUCUUUUCCAUCAAUCAAUUGCACUUUUGUUGAAUCAAUAACUAUGGCGUCGGAGGUGAAUUCUUCAGAGUUUCCGGAAGAUUUGGAAUACCUUUUUGGCUUCGGAAACAGCUUCUCGUCGGAAGCAAUUGUCGGAGCUCUUCCUCAAGGGCAGAACAGUCCCCUUGUCUGUCCAUUUGGGCUGUAUGCUGAACAGAUUUCGGGUACUUCCUUUACUGCUCCUCGAAAGCUCAAUCUCCGAAGUUGGCUAUAUCGUAUCAAACCAUCUGUCACGCAUGAGCCCUUCAAACCUCGUGUCCCUGGAAAUGACAAACUUAUUGCAGAAUUUAAUCAGUUCAACAGCUCUGCUAAUCCAACACAAAUACGGUGGAAGCCUGUUGAUAUUCCUGACAAUCCAACCGAUUUUGUUGAUGGUUUGCAAACUAUCUGUGGGGCAGGAAGUUCCUAUCUCCGACAUGGAUAUGCCGUUCACAUGUAAUUGGUACACUGCUAACAAAUCAAUGGACAAUUGCGCCUUUUGCAAUGCUGAUGGAGAUUUCUUAUUUGUUCCUCAGAAAGGAAGGUUAUGGCUAACAACAGAGUGUGGAAGAUUGCAAAUAUGUCCCGGUGAGGUUGCUGUUGUGCCUCAAGGAUUUCGUUUCACUGUGAGCCUGCCCGAUGGCCCAUCACGAGGUUAUGUUGCUGAGAUAUUUGGAGCACAUUUUCACCUUCCAGACUUGGGCCCUAUUGGAGCCAAUGGUUUAGCUGCAGCAAGAGAUUUUCUCGCUCCCAUUGCUUGGUUUGAGGAAGCCACCCGACCUAAUUACCUUAUCAUCCAGAAAUACGGAGGAGAAUUAUUUACUGCGAAGCAAGAUUUCUCUCCUUUCAAUGUAGUUGCCUGGCAUGGUAAUUAUGUCCCAUAUAAGUACGAUUUAAACAAGUUUUGUCCUUACAAUACUGUGUUAGUGGAUCAUGGAGAUCCCUCAAUAAAUACAGUGCUAACUGCCCCAACUGAGAAGCCUGGCGUGGCUUUACUUGAUUUUGUCAUUUUCCCACCAAGAUGGCUCGUUGCUGAACACACCUUUCGGCCUCCUUAUUAUCACCGCAACUGUAUGAGCGAGUUUAUGGGCCUGAUUUACGGUAACUACGAGGCCAAAGCUGAUGGGUUUCUACCGGGUGGAGCGAGCCUGCAUAGCUGCAUGACACCUCAUGGUCCUGAUACAAAGACUUACGAGGCUACCAUAGCACGUCAAGAAAAUGCAGGUCCCUACAAGAUAACUGAAACCAUGGCUUUCAUGUUUGAAUCGUAUCUAAUUCCUCGAGUUUGUCAUUGGGCGCUUGAGUCCCCCUUCCUUGACCGUGAUUACUACCAAUGUUGGAUCGGACUCCAGUCACAUUUUCGCAAACAGGAUUGCUCCAAGGACUUCAGUGCUGAAGCUGUCGAAUAGGCAUAGCUCCUUCAUAGAUAUACUAUACUAAACUAAUAAACAAAUCAGCUGUAAAAAUGUGUACAUAAUUUGUGAAAUGUAUUUUAGCUCGGCCAACAAAUGGAAAUCUUGUUUAUAUUUAUCUAUUAAAAGGCUUGUAUGUACUAUGUUAGUAGACAUUAGAAGUAUAAAUGACGGGUUUGAUUCUGUUACUAUUAGAGGAAGAUCGUGUGCAGGUUCCAGGCGGUUCAACUCGGAGUUGGGAAACGGAUUGUGUUGCCAAUUCUAGACUCUUGACGGAACCAAGGUCAUCCAGACUAGGUUGGGCUAGUUUACGGUGGAGGUUUGGGAAUCUAAACCAACCUUAAUUCAAACUGGUUCAAUGUCCAGGCGGUUCAAUUCGGCUGCAUUGCCCAUUCUAAGACCUUUGACGGAACCAAGGUCGUCUAGACUAGGUUGGGCUAGUUUACGGUUGAGGUUUCAGGAUCUAGACUUAAUCUGUCUUGUAUGAGACUGUCUCAUUAUGAAACAGACUCAUGAAUUAACUUAUUUCUCUAAUUAACCACUUUAAAAGUGGUAUGUGAUUAUUUUUAGUGUUAAUAUUACUAAUAAAUUGAAAAACAAUUUUAUUUACUUAAAAAAUGUUAGACAAUAUGCCAUUUGAGUUUUAAUUCUAUCAGUGUU